Gastrolobium bilobum is the source of this 1236-nucleotide messenger RNA. Its product is annotated as jasmonate-induced oxygenase 4-like. The coding region runs from base 107 to 1183 and encodes 358 amino acids. The transcript is spliced from 3 exons. Lineage: Eukaryota; Viridiplantae; Streptophyta; Magnoliopsida; Fabales; Fabaceae. The record is from RefSeq and is a predicted model, not a curated record. Gene Ontology annotation, molecular function: dioxygenase activity.
UGUUCCCUUUUUUUUAUUGUACAUGUACGUAACCUUAGUGUAACUGUUAAACUUUCUGUCUCUGACAUCUUUCGAACAAACAAAGGAAAACAGAACAACAACAACCAUGGGAGAGGUAGAGGUAGACACAGCUUAUGUCCAGGCCCCAGAACACAGGCCAAAACCCUCAGUGAUCGUGGCUGAAGGCAUCCCUUUGAUUGAUCUCUCUCCCAUAAACUACCAAGAUGAAGAAACCAUCCCAGUUUCCAUCGAAGGACUAGUUAAAGAAAUAGGCAGUGCAUGUAAGGAGUGGGGUUUUUUUCAGGUGAUUAAUCACAAGGUGCCGUUGGAUAAGAGGGAGAGGAUUGAAGAAGCUUCAAGGAACUUUUUUGCACUUAGUUUGGAGGAGAAGCUGAAGGUGAGAAGGGAUGCAGUUAACGUGCUUGGGUACUUUGAAGCAGAGCAUACCAAGAAUGUUAGGGACUGGAAGGAGAUUUAUGAUUUCAAUGUUCAGGAACCCACUUUUAUACCACCCUCUGUUGAACCAGAUGAUGAUGAGCAAAACGUUCAGUUCCAGUGGGAUAACCGGUGGCCUCAGAAUCCUCCUGAGUUCAGAGAAGCAUGCCAAGAAUAUGCACAAGAAGUGGAGAAACUAGCUUAUAAGUUGAUGGAACUUAUUGCACUGAGCUUAGGCUUAGUACCAAAUAGGUUCCGCAGCUUCUUCAGCCACAACACCAGCAAUAUCCGACUUAACCAUUAUCCACCUUGCCCCAACCCUCAUCUGGCUCUUGGUCUUGGACGUCACAAGGACACUGGUGUCUUGACUGUGCUUGCUCAAGAUGAUGUUGGUGGUCUAGAAGUUAGGAGAAAAUCAGAUGGAGAGUGGAUUCGAGUCAAGCCCAUUUUCAAUUCCUUCAUCAUUAAUGUUGGUGAUAUGAUUCAGGUUUGGAGCAAUGACUCUUAUGAGAGUGUAGAACACAGGGUUAUGGUGAACUCUGAGAAGGAUAGGUUUUCCAUUCCGUUCUUUCUGAAACCGGCACUCUACACCGAUGUGAAGCCCUUGGAAGAGUUGAUAGACGAAAGAAACCCUCCAAAAUAUAGAGCACUCAACUGGGGCAAGUUCCGUACUGCCAGAAUGAGAAGUAAUUUUGCUAAAUCCAAUGUUGAAAACCUCCAAAUUUAUCAUUUCAAGCUUUCCCAGUGACUGAGUUAGAGUUCAUAAAUUGAACACCAUGCAAAAUGUAAACUUGGAGUUUA